Molecule: messenger RNA, 3321 nt
Organism: Ceratosolen solmsi marchali
Lineage: Eukaryota; Metazoa; Arthropoda; Insecta; Hymenoptera; Agaonidae
Product: probable RNA-binding protein 19
Exons: 15
Coding region: 499-3252 (917 amino acids)
Cellular component (GO): nucleolus
Molecular function (GO): mRNA binding
Source: RefSeq, a predicted model, not a curated record
GCCACCACGCAUGCACGCGCCCCUGCGACUGUGCUGGCCCUGGCCUCUCGGCGUUAUUCCGCCUUCCUGACUACGCGCUCCGAAUCACUAGCGGGAGAUAUUUCACGUGACUCUGCUCUCUCGACCGCCUCUUUCUGGCUACGCUACUCGCGGGUUCCUGCGCUCGCCGGACCGACCGAGCUGCGGAAUAAGCUGGACUCGAGACUCCCCACGUCCCCCGUCCAUCCCUCCUAGCCGUCGCUUCUCCCACCCUGAUGAGUUAAAGCACAAGCACCUGCGCGCCCUCGUGUACGCCCACGCGAUCUGCUUUAUCCCUCAGCGGUUUCGCGGAGGAGCGUUACCGGCGGCCGGUACCGCGAACCCUGUGCGACUGGAGUAGCGCACGUGCGCUUAAUUGUCUACGCUUCGCACUGCCAUCCGACCUUAACUGUAUCCUCGGCUUUUGCGGCCAAGUGGCCCUGCGUAUGAUCGUUGCAGCCAUCGCGGAAGCCUGCCAUCAUGUCACGACUAAUUGUAAAAAAUUUACCAAAAAACGUUACCGAGAAGAGGUUGAAGCAGUUGUUCAGCGAGAAAGGGCUUGUUACGGAUCUGCAGCUUAAAUACACCGAAGAUGGCAAGUUUCGGAGAUUUGCUUUUGUCGGUUUUAAAAGCAAGGAUCAAGCGGACGAAGCGCUCCGUUUCUUUAAUAAUAGUUGCAUCGAUACCUCCAGAAUUACAUUGGAAUACUGCUCUGGGCUUGGUGACGCGUCGAAGCCCAAGUCAUGGAGUAAAUAUGCCCAAGACAGUAACGCUCAUAUGAAGAAUAACCAAGUUGCUGAGAAUUUGGCCGAGGAUGAGAAAGCAAAGAAGAAAUCUAAGAAUGUGAAAACUAGAGAUGAUGAGAAAAAGAUUGAUGGAACGAAAAAAUCAAGCAUGGACGGCUUUGUGACAAAUGAAAAGAAGAAUAAGAGCAAAAAUAAGGAUGUCAAGGAUAAUGAAAUAAAAGAAAUUUUUAAAAAACAUACUGACGAUCCAAUGUUUAGGGAAUUUAUGGAAUGUCGCAUGAAAGGAGAUUCCAAUGUUUGGCAAAAUGAUGUACUGCUCCCUUUGUGUGAAAACGAGGUAACCUCAAAUGUUGCUGAUAGCGACGCGAAUGAGAGCGAAUUGACCGAUAACGAGAAUUCUAAUACCAUGCCCAUAGCUAAUAAAGAUAUUACGGACAAAGAAUACAUGGAAGCGUUAAAAAAGAAAUCCAAUGUUGAAAAAAGUGUGAACAUUGAAAAAACAAAGAGAAAUUAUGGACCUCACAAGUUUUUUACUGUCAAAAUACAAGGGCUUGCUUAUAAUCAUAAAAAGAAAGAUAUUAAACAAUUUUUCAAAGGCUUCAAAGCUAAAUCGAUAAGAGUGCCGAGUAAAAUUAAAGGCAUAGCUUAUGUAGGUUUUGAAACUGAGAAGCAAAUGAAAAUGGCUCUUAAUAAAAAUAAAAGCUUUUUAGACGGUAAGCGGCUGUGUGUCAGUAAAUAUGAAAGAAUCGAGGAUGUUAAAAAAGACGUAACAAAGUCAUCAAACUUGAGAUGGAAGCAACAGGAGGAAACUCUUAAAAGCGAAGAAAGCGUAGCCGAAUCGGGAAGAAUUUUUCUAAGAAAUUUAACUUAUACGAUGAACGAGACAGAUAUUAAAAAUCUAUUUGAAAAAUAUGGUCCACUGACUGAGGUAAAUCUUCCAAUCGAUAAGAUUACGAGAAAACCAAAAGGAUUUGGUACUGUAACAUUUAUGAUGCCUGAACAUGCGGUUAAAGCCUACACAGAACUCGACGGUACAGUCCAGGAUGGUCGAAUGCUCCAUCUUCUACCAGCCAAAUCAAAAACGACGCCACAGGACUUACUUCUACAAGAUGGGCUUAGCUAUAAACAAAGGAAACAGCUGCAAGAUAAAGUGAACGCUGGGUCUUCGCAUAACUGGAAUACUCUCUUUUUAGGGCACAAUGCCGUUGCGGAUGCAAUAGCAACCACUUACAAUACUACAAAAGAAAAUGUGCUUCAAGAUAGUAGUAACGGCACUAGUAUGGCUGUACGUCUAGCUUUAGGUGAAACACAACUGGUACUGGAAACACAAAAGUUUUUGGAAGACAACGGCGUUUACUUGAAUGCAUUUAACCAGCCACCGAAUAAGAGAUCGAAAACUGUAAUACUUGUUAAAAAUUUACCUGUUGGGACCCACAUAAAGGAAAUAAGGGAACUGUUUUCUGUGUAUGGAGAGCUUGGUAGAUUAGUCCUGCCUCCGACAGGGGUUACAGCUCUCGUCGAGUUUGUUGAACCAUCGGAAGCUCGAAAAGCUUUUACAAAAUUAGCUUAUUCAAAAUUCAAACAUUUACCUUUAUAUCUGGAAUGGGCACCGGAUGAUAGUUUCACAUCUGCACAAGCAAAACGUUCGAUAGAUGAAGCAUCAAAAGAAAAUAAAGAAACGAAUAAUACUGAAGAUGAUAAAUCUAAGGAAGAAUUAAUUGCGGAUGACAGUAAAGAAAGUGAAAAAGAUAAUAAUAAAGAUGAUGAUAAGAACGAAGAAGAAGAUGAGGACGAGGAUGAACCAGAGCCUGAUACUACUCUUUUCAUAAAAAAUUUAAAUUUCACCACAACAGACGAGCAAUUACAAAAGUAUUUCUCAAAAUGUGGCCCCUUGCAUUAUGCAAAUAUCAGUAUGAAAAAAGAUCCCAAUAAUCCCGGUAAAAAACUAUCAAUGGGUUACGGAUUUGUAAGAUACAAAUUAAAAGUAGACGCGGAACGAGCUUUGAAGGAAUUACAAAUGCGCUCGUUAGACGGAAAAUCUCUUGAACUUAAACGCUCCGAGAGAACAUUGCAGACCGACGUAAAAACUACGAGAAAAUCGACUAAAAUUACAGAACAAACGGGAACGAAAAUUCUUAUAAGAAAUAUACCAUUUCAAGCGAAUGCUGAUGAAGUUAAGGAUUUGUUUAAGGCUUUUGGAGAACUGAAGGCUAUGAGAUUGCCAAAGAAAAUGGUUGGCGAUGAGAAACACAGAGGUUUUGGUUUCGCUGAAUUUUAUACGAAAAAAGAUGCAAAGAGAGCCUUCAAAGCAUUAUGCCAAAGUACUCAUUUAUACGGGCGUCGAUUAGUGUUAGAAUGGGCUCAAAAGCAUGAAGACAUUGAGGAACUUAGAAAACGUACCGCAAAACACUUUCACGAAGAGCAAACCAGUGAGAGAAGUAAAAAAGCAACUUUGGAUCCUGAAUCUGUUGGUUUAGAAGUUGUGUAGUACUGUAGUAAAUAUCUACAGUAUGUAAAUAUAUUAUAUAAAACUUGAACAAAACGAUAUCAAUUAUUA